CACACGCGUGAGCCGACGGGACACGUGCACGCGAUCGGCGCUUUAGGAUUAAUUAAUUUGACACGGUACGCCGAGCGAACUCGCGUCGGAACGAUCCGGGUUCAAUUAACAGCAAUCAAAAGCCGCCGGACGUGAGAUUAAUUGGACUCAUCUCGAAUCUUUACUGGAACUAUCCCGCGGAACUUCUAUGAACGGCCAUCGAAUAUCGGGUGCGGCGAAAGGUUUGCCCGAGUUUGAAAAAUCCGUUGCUCACCAGAUGGCGUGAGUAGGUUGUUGGGCAGGGUCUCAUUAGGAAGGUUGUUCUCAACCGUUUUCAGUUAACAUCAUGAUUUGGACUGGAGAACAUCGUGGAUUCGCUGUGCGCUCUUUUUUGGAAAAUGGCCGUUCAGUCAUUGCGACGCAGAGAGCAAUGCGCUUGCGAUUCCAUAUUCCGCGCCAUGUUUCCGUACCUGAUGGAAAAACAAUCAAACGUUGGGUUUCUUCAUUGGAAGAAACCGGAUCCACAGUAAGAACUCAUGCAGUUGGAAGACCCAGAACUGCAACAACACCAGAGAACGUGCAGUUAGUGAGGGUAUCAGUGGAACGUUCGCCUAGGCGCUCUGCUCGGAGGCAUGCAGUUGCACUGGGUUUGUCGGAUCGUUCUGUCCGGAGAAUUUUGCACGAAGAAUUGUUUUUCCACCCGUACAAGAUCAUGCUUGUGCAAGAACUGAAACACGAUGAUUUUGUAAACCGUGUCAAUCUGAGGGGUGAUUUGGGGUGGCCAGCAAGAUCGCCCGAUUUGAGCAUUUGUGACUUUUUCUUGUGGGGGUAUCUGAAAGAAAAAGUCUUCAAGCAUCGUCCCCAUACCCUACAAGAACUGAAAAGGAGAAUCAUCGAAGAGGUGAACGCCAUUCCGAUUCAGAUGUGCCAAAACGCAGCCCGAAGCUUCCAAAAUCGGCUACAUCAGUGCAUUGCUACUGGAGGCCGCCAUCUUGCAGAUAUCGUUUUUAAACGUUAAUGUAAAAAAACUGUUUGAAGUACCAAAGGUAAUAAAAAAAUUUCCAAUCCUCU
This is a messenger RNA of Dinoponera quadriceps, 1050 nucleotides long. RefSeq lists its product as uncharacterized. Gene Ontology annotation, molecular function: nucleic acid binding. The transcript is spliced from 2 exons. The coding region runs from base 326 to 997 and encodes 223 amino acids. Lineage: Eukaryota; Metazoa; Arthropoda; Insecta; Hymenoptera; Formicidae. The record is from RefSeq and is a predicted model, not a curated record.